Messenger RNA from Merops nubicus (carmine bee-eater), 1878 nucleotides. It is a transcript of the gene CEPT1, whose product is annotated as choline/ethanolamine phosphotransferase 1. Gene Ontology annotation, molecular function: ethanolaminephosphotransferase activity; diacylglycerol cholinephosphotransferase activity. Lineage: Eukaryota; Metazoa; Chordata; Aves; Coraciiformes; Meropidae. Gene Ontology annotation, cellular component: endoplasmic reticulum membrane; Golgi apparatus. The record is from RefSeq and is a predicted model, not a curated record. Gene Ontology annotation, biological process: phosphatidylethanolamine biosynthetic process.
GCCUGCGUCCUCAGCAAGCUGGUGCAGCUGCCCACCCCCCCUCUGUCCAAGCACCAGCUCAAACGGUUGGAAGAACACAAGUACCAGAGCGCCGGGAGGUCCCUGCUUGAGCCCCUCACAGGCUACUGUGAGUGGCUUGUGGGGAGAGUGCCGUCUUGGAUCGCCCCCAAUCUAAUCACCAUCAUUGGACUGCUAAUAAAUAUAGUCACAACUCUGCUGUUAGUAUAUUACUGCCCAACAGCUACAGAGCAGGCACCUCCCUGGGCAUACAUUGCUUGUGCCUGUGGCCUUUUCAUCUACCAGUCCCUGGAUGCUAUAGAUGGAAAACAAGCAAGAAGGACAAAUAGCAGUACUCCAUUAGGAGAACUUUUUGAUCAUGGCUGUGAUUCACUUUCCACAGUCUUUGUGGUUUUGGGAACUUGUGUUGCUGUGCAGCUGGGGACGAACCCUGACUGGAUGUUCUUUUGUUGUUUUGCUGGAACAUUCAUGUUUUACUGCGCCCAUUGGCAGACGUACGUCUCCGGGACCUUGCGCUUUGGCAUAAUUGAUGUGACUGAAGUACAAAUCUUCAUAAUAAUCAUGCAUUUACUGGCAGUGAUUGGAGGACCACCUUUUUGGCAAUCUCUGAUCCCAAUACUGAAUAUUCAGGUGAAAAUCUUCCCAGCUCUCUGCACGGUUGCAGGAACUAUUUUCUCCUGUACAAACUACUUUGGUGUGAUCUUCACGGGGGGAGUUGGCAAAAAUGGAUCCACUAUAGCAGGAACCAGUGUCCUCUCCCCUUUCCUUCACAUCGGCUCCGUGAUCGCCUUGGCUGCCAUGAUCUACAAGAAGUCUGCUGUGCAGCUCUUUGAAAGGCACCCCUGCUUGUACAUCCUUACUUUUGGCUUUGUGUCUGCCAAGAUAACAAAUAAACUCGUGGUUGCACACAUGACCAAGAGUGAGAUGCACCUGUAUGACACAGCUUUCAUAGGCCCAGCACUGCUGUUCCUGGACCAGUAUUUUAACAGCUUUAUCGACGAGUAUAUUGUGCUCUGGAUUGCCCUGAUCCUUUCUCUCUUUGAUUUGCUUCGAUACUGUGUCAGUGUGUGCAAUCAGAUUGCUGCCCAUCUGCACAUCCACGUGUUCAGAAUCAAGUCCUCCUCCUCCUCCUCCUCCAUGCAUUCUAAUCACCAUUAGUGAACUGGGGAGUCACCGUGUGGAGAAACACAAGAGAGUUGGUUUUCUACAUGAAUGGAUGUGGUGAGAAGUAGGAGACUAAGGCAAAAAGCAGAUUAAGAACCAAGUAAUUUAUAAUAAUCAAUGUCAUAUAACUUCUCUUCUUUAUCAGUAACACUCCUUAACUAGUCUCCUGCCUGAGGGAGUGGAUUCCAAGUGCACAGUAGUCAACUCUACAUGUAGUCAACUCUGUUGGUUGAAGGCCUGGGAAGCAUGCAGGGAGGAACUCUGUCUUUGUAAUUCCCUUGAUUACAAAAUAACCCAUCUAUGGUGAAUGGAUCCCCCAACAACUGAAGUUUCUAAUGUAGUAUAAUUACAGCUGCAAUACAACUUGCUUUUAAUUUUAAUAUUUCAUCAUCUCUUAGUGAAAUCCUUGUUUAGUGUCCACUUGAAAUUUAUUUACUAAAGACCUGAGCUGGUAAAACCAGAGAUAUCUCACUAGCUUGUGUGGCUGAAGCAGGGUUGGAGUCCAGGCUGGUGUGGUUCUUUUGCUUCUGCAUUGCUGAUCAGAGCAAUUCCUUGCUGAGGAAUAAUGGCUUGAACAGGGUGAGGGGGAAGGGGUGACCAGCAUGCAAAAUAGUGUGGUAUCUUUGUCAAUUAAUUUUAUUUUUUUAAAUAAACAUUAUCUAAAAAGAAAAAAACUUAUUUCUUGAUUUUCUUCAG